This is a messenger RNA of Toxorhynchites rutilus septentrionalis, 3989 nucleotides long. RefSeq names its product structural maintenance of chromosomes protein 2 (gene SMC2). Gene Ontology annotation, cellular component: chromosome. The record is from RefSeq and is a predicted model, not a curated record. Gene Ontology annotation, biological process: chromosome organization. Lineage: Eukaryota; Metazoa; Arthropoda; Insecta; Diptera; Culicidae. Bases 134 to 3679 code for a protein of 1181 amino acids. The transcript has 5 exons. Gene Ontology annotation, molecular function: ATP binding; ATP hydrolysis activity; protein binding.
UUACUGUCAAAUUAUUCAAUCAAUCCAGUCAAACAAAAAAAAUUGUGGACGCCACUUAUCGCUGGCGGUGGUAGAGUUUACGCAUAACGAUAGUUUUUCAAACAGACAAUGAGUUAAAUCUAUACGGCACGCAAUGUACAUCAAGUCGAUUAUAAUAGAUGGCUUCAAAUCGUACGGUAAGCGAACGGAGGUGCACGGUUUCGAUCCGGAAUUCAACGCUAUAACGGGGCUCAAUGGCACCGGGAAGUCGAACAUUCUUGACUCGAUCUGUUUUGUGCUGGGGAUAUCCAACUUGGUUCAUGUCCGAGCCACAUCCCUCCAAGAGUUGGUCUACAAGAGUGGUCAGGCGGGUGUGACAAAGGCGACGGUGACGCUGGUUUUUAACAACACCGACAAAGACCAGUGUCCGCUGGGUUACGAAAAAUGUAACGAAAUAUCGAUUACGCGCCAAAUUGUGGUCGGCGGGAAGAACAAAUAUUUCAUCAACGGGAAAACGGUUCAGAACAAGAAGGUGCAGGAUUUGUUCUGCUCGGUUCAGCUGAACGUGAACAAUCCUAACUUUCUGAUCAUGCAAGGUCGAAUCACGAAGGUGCUCAAUAUGAAGCCCCAGGAGAUUCUCUCGAUGAUCGAGGAGGCGGCCGGUACGAGUGUUUACGAGGCUAAACGCGAGCACUCGAUCAAGCUGAUCGAGAAGAAGGAUGCGAAGCUUAACGAGUUGUAUACGGUACUACGGGAGGAAAUCGAACCGAAACUGGAAAAACUGCGCAAGGAACGGGCUCAUUAUAUUGAGUAUCAGAAAAUUUGUCGCGACAUUGAGUAUCUGACGCGGCUUUAUAUUUCCCACAAGUAUUUGCAGUUUCUGAAGGCGGUGGAAAACUCAGAAAAAGACAUCACAGCCCUGAAUGAGGUGAAUGCGGGCAAUCGGAAAAAGAUCGAAGGAAAUAUCAACGAAUGCAAGGAAAUCGAUAUCGGAACCAAAGCACUUCAGGAAACAAUCGACACGGAAGGGGGAGGUGUGCUGGCGGAGUUGGAAGCAGAACUGAGUGUGGAGAGCAAAAAAGAGGCUACUGUGGCGGCUGAGAGAAACAGCACCAAGGAUAACAUUGGGGUGGAGCAGCGGAAACUUAAGAAUCUUUUGAAAAGUAUUAAGGAUGAUGAGAAUGCUUUGGGCAAGAAAGAAUCCGAAAUGCAACGGACAGGAGACGCGUUCCAAAGUUUGAAGGACGCAGACGAAGCGGACGCCAAAGCUUACGCGGAUGCUCAGAAACGUUUCGAAGCGGUAAGCGCUGGUUUGUCCACAAACGAAGACGGAGAGGCUGCUACCUUGCAGGAUCAGUUGAUUGCUGCCAAACAGAAGUCAGCCGAAUCGGCCACCUCUAUCAAACAGUGUGAGAUGGAGCUGAAACAUUGCCAACAGCUGUUGAAGGAAAAACAAGGCGACAUGAACUCCAGUGAUGCCGCAUAUUUAGACGAUAAGAAAAAGUUGACAAAAACCGAAGGGCAGAUUCAGUCCAUAACGGCGGAGUUGCAGCGGAUUGACUACGAAGAGGGCAGCAUUGAGCGUCUGCACGAAAGGAAACAGGUUUUGUCCCACGAAAUACGCAAUCUGCGGGGAGAACUGGACCGAAGAAACGCCUAUCGGUGGGACUUUCAAUAUCGCGAUCCAGAGCCAAACUUCGAUCGGUCGCUAGUGAAAGGAAUGGUUGCCAAAUUGGUGACGAUUCGAGAUAAAAAGUAUGCCCUUGGAUUGGGAACCGCUGCCGGUGGAAGCCUUUACAGUGUAGUAGUGGACUCAGAUACCACCGGUAAAAAGCUGCUCCAGAGAGGUCAACUGCAGACGCGAACAACGAUGAUUCCGCUGAAUAAGAUUUCCAGUCGAUCGAUUGAUCCGAACACGGUUCGGAUAGCGGAUAAUCUGGUUGGAAAGGGGCGUGCCGUGACGUCACUGUCCUGUGUGGACUACAAUCCUGAGCUGGAGCCGGCGAUGAAGUUCGUUUUCGGACACUCGUUCCUGGCGGAAGAUAUGAAUGUGGCCAAACAGGUGACCUAUCAUAAGAGCAUAAUGUGUCGUUCGGUUACCCUGGAUGGGGAUGUUGUGGAUCCGGGUGGAACCCUAUCCGGUGGCGCUAAGCCGAAGGGUGGAGCAGUACUGAUUGAGGUGGAGGAGAUUAAUCAGAUUCAGCGAUUACUCGCCCAGAAGGAGGCGGAGUAUCAGGAAGUUUGCGCGGAAAUAAGCAAACUGGAGAAAAUCGCACAUCGAUUUGGUCAAAUGAAGGAACAGCUCGACCUGCUUAACUAUGAGCUGAACACGCUUCAACAGCGUCUAGCCCAAACCACCUUCCAGCAGGCUCAGCAAGAAAUUGAAGAAUUGAAGCAAAAAUCUGAAACCUUCCGGCAGACCAUGGUGGAUGCUCGCCAGGCGCAAGUGCAAGCGAAUGAGAAAGUCAAGGAUCUCACGGCGAAGUUGGCGGACAGCAAGGGGCAUCGCGAGCGGGAACUUAAGUCGGCCGAAGAUGACAUGAAGCGGAUGAAGAAGAAAAGCGAAGACAGCCGGAAGAACUGGAAGAAGCACGAGCAGGGGUUCGAAACGUUGAAGCUCGAAAUUGAGGAGCUGCAGAAGGGCAUUACAGCUGCGAAGGAACAGGCGGCCCAGCUUGAGCAAACGAUAGCGGAGUUGGGACAGAAAUUGGAGAACAUAAGUGAGAACAGCAAUCAGAUGACGGCUGCCGUGGCCGCGGUGAAACAGAAGAUCAAGGAACACAAAGACCGGAUCAACAGCCAGAACAAGGAGUUGAAGGCAAGAUACCAUCAACGGGACAAGUUGUUGAAACAAAAUGAAGAACUGGAGCUGGAAAUCAAGAAAAAGGAGAACGAAAUUCAGAAAGUGAGGAAUGACAAUAAAGAUGGAUACAAUAAGAUUUCAUCUUUGGAAGAGAAGUACCCUUGGAUCACCGAAGACAAGGAAUUUUUCGGGGUGAAAAAUACACGAUACGAUUACAAUAAGGAAGACCCUCAGGAAGCUGGAAGGAAGUUGAACAAGCUGCAGGACUCAAAAGAGAAAAUGAGUAGGAAUAUCAACCAGAAGGCAAUGGUUCUUCUUGAGAGGGAGGAAGAGCAGUACAAAGAGGUGAUGCGUCGAAAGCAAGUUGUAGAGGACGAUAAGAAAAAGAUCCAGAAGAUCAUCACCGACUUGGACGAGGAGAAAAAGAAACAAUUAAAGGUGGCUUGGAUCGAAGUCAAUGAAAACUUUGGGAGUAUUUUCAGCACUCUGCUGCCUGGUACACAAGCCCAACUGGUUCCUCCGGAUGGGGUAAACUUCAUGAAGGGUCUCGAGGUGAAGGUCGGUUUCAAUGGUAUGUGGAAAGAGUCUCUAACGGAGCUAAGCGGAGGCCAGCGGUCACUGGUUGCUCUGUCGCUAAUUUUGGCCAUGUUGAAAUACAAACCUGCACCGCUCUACAUCCUGGAUGAGGUGGACGCUGCGUUGGAUUUGUCUCACACCCAAAACAUCGGUAACAUGCUGAAGGCACAUUUCACGAAUUCCCAGUUUAUCAUCGUGUCCCUCAAGGAUGGUAUGUUUAACAAUGCGAAUGUUCUGUUUCGAACCAAGUUUGUGGACGGUAUGUCAGGCGUGACGAGAACGGUAAACGUUGCACAGAUCAAGAAGGGUGCAGCUAGGUGAUCGUUAACGGAUCGGCACAGUUGUAUAAAGUAUGAGUAUAGCCUGGCGAGAUUCGUAGUUUUGUAAUUGUCGUCUCAUUAAUGAACUAAUGAUAUCUUACAUCUGUUAUUGAGGGAAACAGUAGUCUCACUGCAUUAUAUUAAAUUCAUUCAUAUUCAAGGGAUCUUUCCUUUUUGAUUGCCGAAAUCCAUUUAAACUCAUGUUGUAGAUAUUAGCAAGAAGUAAUGGGCACAAUUUGAUUACGCAAAUAAAAAUACGCAUGGCUUCAAAGAGCUAUCGACACACAUACAGCCAUUCCAUGCCAAACCGA